AGAAUGUGUGUGCGUGCGUGCAGGGAGAUAUCGCUGAAAAGCGGAACAGGAAGUGAAGAUACUAGAGCCUCCUCGUACACAACUUCUCUGCUCUCCCGCUGUGCAGCGAGUUCCUCUCCCGUCCUCAGACGAAGGUCCCCAUCAUGGGAAAAGUGAAGGGCAAGCCUGGGCCCUUGGCCCGGAGGCCAGACAACUCGGCUUUCAAACAGCAGAGGCUACCUGCCUGGUCUCCCAUGCUGACUGCGAACACUGUGCUGCCUUUCUUCUACUUUAUGGCUUUGAUAUGUAUGCUGCUGGGAGUGUGGCUGCUUCUCACAGUUCAGAGAACACAGGAAGUAAAGAUGGAUUACACCAAAGCUGGGGAAUGUUCCAGGUGUUUUGAAAAGCUUAAAAAUGAGAGCAACGCAGGACAGAGCUGCAUCUGCACAGUGGUCCUCCACAUCGAGAAACCCUUGAAGGGAGACGUCUUUUUCUAUUACGGCCUCAAGAACUUCCACCAGAACCUCCGCAGAUACAUGGACUCCAGAGACGAUGGACAGAUGGUCGGCAGGAAGACCAACUUAAAGAACCCCAGUUCUUACUGCAUGCCGUUCGAUUACCAGAACGGACUCCCCAUCGCCCCCUGUGGUGCUGUGGCCAACAGCAUGUUCAACGACUCCUUCACUCUGUACUAUAAUAAAUUGGGAAGCCCAGUGAAGGUUCCAUUGCUUCGGAGAGGCAUCUCAUGGUACACGGACAAAAAUGUCAAGUACCGCAACCCCAAGAUGGACAACUUGACCCUGGCUCAAGUGUUUGAAGGCACAGCUAAGCCUCUGUUCUGGCAGAAACCCGUGUACGAGCUCGAUCCGUUUGAUCAAACCAACAACGGCUUCAUUAACGACGACCUGAUCGUGUGGAUGAGGGAAGCAGCAUUCCCCAACUUCAAGAAGCUCUAUGGAGUUUUACACCGAGGCGACGACCCCUUUACUAAGGGGCUCCCAGCGGGGACUUACACCAUCGAGAUAUCCUACAACUUCCCUGUGCAGCAUUUCCAAGGCAGGAAGGAACUGGUGCUGACCACGCUGACCUGGUUCGGAGGUCAGAACCAUUUCCUGCCCAUUGCUUACCUUGUGACCAGCAGUCUGAUCCUCCUGGUUGCCAUCGUCCUCACGGUGGUGUGGUGGAAGUUUGGAAAGACCGGGAUGAACAUGGAAGAGUGAAGGGAAAAGCAUUCAAGCCGUUGAAGAUCGAUAAUUGCUGUUUUUAAAAUACUUGAAAGGAAAAAUGGUUCUAAAGAGGUUUACAGGUUGAUUUGAAUUGGUGAACUUUGUUAUUUUUAACACACCACACAUCAUGGACUGUUAAUAUUUAUAAGAUAAUUAUAUUUAUUUUAAUUAUCACAUUAAAAGUUAAGACCCAGUCACUCUGGUGUUGAGGCUCCGCAGUAAAUGUGAUAUACAAAGUGUGAUGUAUAAUAAAGUGAGACACCAGCCGACCCAACCUUGAAACUCCCAGUCAAAAAACUGAAUUGUUGUUUUUAAUUUAAUAUAAUUAAUGAGAUUAAUCUGUGCAAUGUUGUCUUAUGGCAAGAAGGUCUCCGGGUUCAGAUCCAGGAACGGCCGGGCUCUUUCUGUGUGGAGUGUGUGUGUAAUUGAGGAAUCUAAAUUACCUAUAGGUGUGAAUGGGAAUGGUUGUUUGUCUCUAUAUGUUCCAGUUUACCCUCCGCUACCCUCAAAUAUAGAAAACGGAUAGAUGGAUAAAAUGUUCAGCUCGUGCUGUUUCUACGUCAAGGUUUACAUGAUCUAGAUGUUGUUAUUCAGCCUGAGACUAAAAAUCCACAAUCAUGUUAGCAGCUGUCUCAGGGUUCAAGGCAGCUUAGAGCUAAAUGCUUCAAGUAAACAUGCAACAUGCUGUUUUGCAGGUAUGUUUAUUAUGUGCGCAAGCUCCGUGUUUGUCUGGCAACACAAAGUACAACUUGAAAAUGUCAUUAACUUAACAGAUAUUUAGCUGUGAUCGAAGAAAAUGACUGAUUCUGUUUUAAUGUGUUUUUCCAUAACGUUAAAUAUGGUUGUUGAUUGAGAAAAAAAAAACUAUUUGUAAUUGUGAACUCUGCAUGUCUGAGACGAACGAUAAACAGACAUGAAUCAUAUGCAAGUUGACUGCACUUAAAAAAGAAAAAUGUUUAAGAACUUCAUUAAAGGAAAAAACUAAGUUUCUUCAAAUCCAAGAUUUAAUUUAUGUCAACACAACUUUUUGAUUGUAAUUUGAACCCAAUAACUUUGUGUUAGCAAUCUGCAUUUAUUCGGUUUGUUCAACAACUUUUUGUCAGUGUGUAAUGAUUUUUACUGUCUUGACGACAGCUGAAGAUUGAAAUAAAACAUCUCAUGACGUAAUAA
This is a messenger RNA of Pleuronectes platessa (European plaice), 2375 nucleotides long. RefSeq names its product transmembrane protein 30C (gene cdc50c). Bases 144 to 1199 code for a protein of 351 amino acids. NCBI's taxonomy places the organism in Eukaryota, Metazoa, Chordata, Actinopteri, Pleuronectiformes, Pleuronectidae. The record is from RefSeq and is a predicted model, not a curated record. Gene Ontology annotation, biological process: phospholipid translocation. Gene Ontology annotation, cellular component: plasma membrane; endoplasmic reticulum; Golgi apparatus. The transcript is spliced from 7 exons.